UUUUUUUUUGCAGAUGCAAACCAACACAAAUGUCUUCUUUUCAAGUCACACUUAUUCUCAAACCAAGUUUGAGCCAGCAUGUUUCAUAGUGGACCUGGUGGGAUUCCAACAGUGUUUCCUGUUGCCACACACAAGAAGACACCAGCACACACAGCGGCUGGUGAACUAAUGGAUUAUGGAGCUCCUUGUUGCACUUUACAUCCCCCAAGGACACCUCCAUGAUCAAACAUACACUGACUGCACUGUCACACAAUCUGUGGGACACAAAUACUGUACUACAUGUACUGUACUACAUGUACUGUACUACAUGUACUGUACUACAUGCCAUUCAGUCAUAUCACGUUUGACAAAUGAUCCUCAACACACUUCUAAUCCCUUCACCGACAAUCACCUUUACUCUGUCUGCUGCAUCUGCUGCUCGUCUCCUCACACACACACUGCAGAAAGGGGAAGAGGCGGAGUAUUUUAACUUCAGUGUUUGAGAAACCUGCCUGUCCGCUCAGAGCCGAGAGGAGGAGCUUGUGGGGCGUGGGGUUACAGACAAAGAAGACAAAUGCACACUAACAGCACAUACGACUGGAGCAAAAACGGACAGCUGGAAUCAAUCUUCAACUCCUCGGACUACUUUUGCCCCCCCUCACUGACAAACUUGUCAAAAAAAGUGGGAGUUGGUGUGAAUCCAUAGGCUUGCUGACAUACGCUGCCUUAACCGUGUGGAAAAGUGUGUGUGUGUUAGCAUGUUUGGGAUGGCAAAGUGGGGCUGGCUCCACCAACAGCUCCGCUCUUAGCUUUUGCGCCAUGGGGGGUUGCCAUAGUUACCCCACGGAGACCAAAGCGGACGGCAAAGCUCCUCCCGACGUCAAAAAUGACAAACUAGGGAUUAACAACAAUAACCUGGAAGAGCGUCCCUACCUCCAGCAGGAGUACGUGUGCCAGCACAUCACUCACUUGGACAUGUGCGCCCUCACGGCGCUGCCGCCUGGCAUGGACAAGGCCGAGUGGCUGGCCAGCAACACUGUGGCAUUUUUCAAACACAUAAACCUGUUCUCCAGCGCGCUGUCCGAGUUCUGCACGCCCAGCACCUGCCCGACCGCCUGUGGACCAGGCGACACAGUUUAUGUUUGGACUGACGACCACGGCAGGAAGCUGAAGUGCUCCGCUCCACUUUACUUUGACUACGCCAUGUCCUACAUUCAGGACCUACUAACUGAUGAAGAUGUGUUCCCUACAAAAGCAGGCUCAGUGUUCCCCACAGGCUUCAUCUUUAUGGUCCAGAAGGUGUUUUUGCUGCUGUUCAGGACGCUGGCCCACAUUUACUGGUCGCACUACCGACAGACGCUGGCACUGGGCCUCCACCCACACCUCAACACACUUUUCACACACCUGGCUCUCUUCUGCCGGCAGCACGCUCUCCUGGAUGCGGAGGACACGGAGCCGCUGCGGGACCUCAUUAAGGCUCUGGGACUGCAAGGAUGAGACAGGAAACAUUUGCCAGGUUACAGCUGGAUACGAAGUUUUGUGAAAUGUUCACCAAUAUCAGGCUUCGGUCGUGUAUAGAUUGUUAUUUUUAAUGACCUUGUCAUAAAUUGUGUAUUUUUUUACCAUGACAAUGCAUAACUAUGUACUGAUACAGACAUUGCUGGUCCUUUUAAGUAUUCUACAUUUGUAUUCAAAACACCCAUAAUCGUCUGGUGGCCACCUCUCAACUGACAUAACUGGUGGUCCAGUAGCAAGUAUUAACUGUGCCAUCAUCUAUAACCCCCAUGACAACAUUAAGACUGCAUGAUUACAAUCUCCUCUCAACUAUUAUAUAUGGAACUACUCAACUUGUGUGUACUCUGUGCCAGAAACUUGUGCCUUGAAAAUAAAAGUGGCAAAAUGUUACAGAUGA
Messenger RNA from Nerophis lumbriciformis (worm pipefish), 1891 nucleotides. Its product is annotated as MOB kinase activator 2. Lineage: Eukaryota; Metazoa; Chordata; Actinopteri; Syngnathiformes; Syngnathidae. The record is from RefSeq and is a predicted model, not a curated record.